Eriocheir sinensis (Chinese mitten crab) is the source of this 2600-nucleotide messenger RNA. RefSeq lists its product as uncharacterized. The transcript has 2 exons. The coding region runs from base 1380 to 2495 and encodes 371 amino acids. NCBI's taxonomy places the organism in Eukaryota, Metazoa, Arthropoda, Malacostraca, Decapoda, Varunidae. The record is from RefSeq and is a predicted model, not a curated record.
CUGACAGCCGACGGAAUCGGACGGAUCUGUGAAAACGGAAUAGUGAGAACCCCGCCUUAGUCACCCCACAAUAUGUAGUUAUAUUUAGGUGUAUGAAGUCACCCCAUUUUGAGCCAUUUUUUGACAUGCCUCCACUCAAGUGACAUUUACAGGGGUGUAGGAUAUGUUAAGCACCCCUGAAUCACUCUGAUUGUUCUAGUUAAGCAUGUUUCUGAUUCUUUUCUCUAGUUUUGAUGUUGUGUGUAAUGCAGAUCGUUCCUUCUGGAAGAAGUUUUCCAAGGGGAGUAAAUUUUACGAAAUCUCAAAAACAUGUAUUGUGCUUGUUUUCAAAACAGAAACGUGUCUCAAGAAAACAACAUUCUUAUUCAAAAAUUAUAAGGCAAAAGACAAAUUCUGACACUAAAAUCAUCUAGCUUGUUGCAACUGGCUGUGAGUUAUCAACAUGUCAACUUUUUAUCCACUUUUUGUCUGAACUCGCCCCGUGUCCGAAGUCACCCCGGUUGACAGUACCUUAGUGCCUAGUUAAAAGCCACAGAUUGAGAUUAGUGUGUAUGUAGGCAAAUACAGCAUAUACCCCACUCUGUGUCUGAUGUGAAGUUAUAAUUUAAGAUCUAAAGUAAGAGGUCUUAAUUAAAUGUGCAUCAACAAACACGCUAUCCUUAUUGAAAAGUUUAAUAUUUUUGUAUAGAAUUAUGCAUUGGCAAGAUAUGAAUUAACCCGGUAGCAGUGAUGGGUCAAAUUUGUGGCAUGAUAUAAACCCCCCAAAAUAGAUGAUACAUAAUCUGAUCACAAAUGCUUUGAUAUAUAUUAUGAAAUGGUUUGUGUGAGGGGUGAUUUUUUCUCAUUUUUUUCGCUUGGAGGGACUUUCUUUUUAAUGUAUUCAUACUUUGGAAACUUUUGUGCUCCAGGUGCUUUCGUGGGGCUUCUUGGUGCAGUGGUUAGUACACUCGGCUCACAACCGAGAGAGCCCGGGUUCGAUUCCCAGGUGGAGUGGAAAAAUUUGGGCGGCUUUUCCGAUACCCUACGCCCCUGUCCACCCAGCAGUGAAUGGGUACCAGGUAUUAAUCGGGGGUUGUGUCCCGUCUCCUGGGAUCUGUUCCCUUCUCCUAUAAUUCCUUCCCCUUCUGUCUCUCUCCGGUAUAUGACCACAGAUGUUGCGCCGACUAAACGAAACUUUCCAACUUUCCAACCAGGCGUACACUGACAACCGAUGGACAACCAAAGUAACAGAGUAGCAUCUCAUUGUAGAAGUCAGGGCAAACGGGGAACCAGGAGGAGAGAUGAAAUUCAAACCUUUCUUUACCGGAGUAGGAGGGAGUACACUGACAUUAAAUACUGAAAAGUGGAUGGCGUUAACACAUUGAUUGCGGAUUUCCUACAUGAAGACCUCACCAAGCUACAGGAAUGGAACAAAAAGUGGCUGUUACAGAUCAAUGAAGAAAAACGUAAAGUCCUGCACCUUGGGAGGGGAUAUCCAGUAUACGAAUACCACAUGGAAAACACUCCACUAUCCACCACAGAGGCAGAGAAAGACCUGCGAGUAUAUGUUACCAGGCUACCAGUCAAAGCCAAAUCCAUGCCAAUCGCAGCGGACGGGCCCUUUGACUGCGGUUAACCUACCAGAAGACAUCACCAAGCUACAGGAAUGGAACAAAAAGUCGCUGUUACAAUUCAGUGAAGAAAAAUGUAAAGUCCUGCACCUUGGGAGGGGAUAUCCAGCACACCAAUACCACAUGGAAAACACUCCACUAUCCACCACAGAGGCAGAGAAAGACAUGGGAGUAUAUGUUACCAGGCUACCAGUGAAGGGAUAUCCAGUACACCAAUACCACAUGGGAAACACUCCACUAUCCACCACAGAGGCAGAGAAAGACAUGGGAGUAUAUGUUACCAGGCUACCAGUGAAGGGAUAUCCAGUACACCAAUACCACAUGGGAAACACUCCACUAUCCACCACAGAGGCAGAGAAAGACAUGGGAGUAUAUGUUACCAGGCUACCAGUGAAGGGAUAUCCAGUACACCAAUACCACAUGGGAAACACUCCACUAUCCACCACAGAGGCAGAGAAAGACAUGGGAGUAUAUGUUACCAGGCUACCAGUGAAGGGAUAUCCAGUACACCAAUACCACAUGGGAAACACUCCACUAUCCACCACAGAGGCAGAGAAAGACAUGGGAGUAUAUGUUACCAGGCUACCAGUGAAGGGAUAUCCAGCACACCAAUACCACAUGGGAAACACUCCACUAUCCACCACAGAGGCAGAGAAAGACAUGGGAGUAUAUGUUACCAGGCUACCAGUGAAGGGAUAUCCAGUACACCAAUACCACAUGGGAAACACUCCACUAUCCACCACAGAGGCAGAGAAAGACAUGGGAGUAUAUGUUACCAGGCUACCAGUGAAAGCCAAAUUCAUGCCAAUCGCAGCGGACGGGUUAAGAAAGGCUUUUAUCCCGGAGUCAGGGCAGACCGAGAACCAGGAGGAGAGAGACAAUUAAAACGUACAGUGACAUCCGACAGAGAGGUGUGAUGCAGUGUAGGACGUUGGGGAAGGCCUUCGUAUUCUGUUAAGGUUCAUAUAUAUAUAAGGAGGACAGGUGGAG